Molecule: messenger RNA, 4246 nt
Organism: Hyla sarda
Lineage: Eukaryota; Metazoa; Chordata; Amphibia; Anura; Hylidae
Gene: TBC1D8B
Product: TBC1 domain family member 8B
Exons: 21
Coding region: 138-3494 (1118 amino acids)
Molecular function (GO): calcium ion binding
Source: RefSeq, a predicted model, not a curated record
UCCGUAUUGCACAGUCGUUCUGAGAACUACAACUCCCGUCGGCGGCUGGAGGCUCCAGUGUCUUUGGCAGGUUUGCUGCUUACGUGUCUGCGGAGAGCUGGAUGGUGAGGAAGAUAUGAGACACCGGUACCGAUAAGAUGUGGCUCAGACCGGAGGAAGUGCUCCUGAAGAACGCCUUGAAGCUAUGGGUGACCGAGACCUCCAACCCGUACUUCGUGCUGCAGAGGAGAAGGGGCUGUGGGGAGGAAGGAGGGGGACUGACAGGUCUUCUUGUGGGAACUCUUGAUGCUGUUUUAGAUUCAACUGCUAAAGUCGCACCAUUCAGGAUUCUCCACCAAACUCCUGACUCUCAAGUGUACUGGUCCAUUGCUUGUGGAGCCAACAGAGAGGAGAUAUUAAAACACUGGCGAUGGCUGGAGCAGAACGUUAUGAAGACUUUGUCAGUGUUCGACUCAAGUGAUGACAUAACUAGUUUUGUUCAAGGCAAAAUAAGGGGGCUCAUUGCUGAAGAAGGAAGAAGCUCAUUUGUAAAAGAAGAGGAUCCUGAAAAAUUUCGUGAAGGUCUCUUAAAAUUUGAGAAAUGCUUUGGACUGCCAGACAAGGAGAAGCUGGUGACCUAUUACUCAUGCAGUUACUGGAGAGGAAGAGUUCCCUGCCAGGGUUGGCUAUAUCUCAGCACCAACUUUUUAAGUUUCUAUUCGUUCCUUCUAGGCUCUGAGUUUAAGCUCAUCAUCUCGUGGGAUGAGAUCUCGAGGCUGGAAAAGACUUCUACGGUUCUCCUAACAGAGAGCAUACAGGUCUUAUCUCGAGGAGAAGACCACUACUUUUCGAUGCUCUUGCACAUAAAUGAGACUUUUCUUUUGAUGGAGCAGCUUGCCAGUUAUGCUAUUAGGAGACUUUUCGACAAAGAAACCUUUGAAAAUGACCAAAUAUUAAAUGAUCCUCAGCAGAUCACAAAGAGGGGUCUAGAGAGUCGAGCUUACAGUGAACAUUUCACUACUUACUUUAGAUUGCCCAAAGAAGAAAUUUUGAAAGAGGUGCAUGAAUGUUUCCUGUGGAUACCCUUCACCCAUGUCAAUGCACCGGGCAAGAUGUGCAUUUCUGAGAACUACAUUUGCUUUGCAAGCCAUGAUAGUAGUUUAUACAGCACAGUCAUUCCAUUAAGAGAGAUUGUUGGUGUAGAGAAGUCUGAUGCAUUAACAAGGGCUGUGACAAUCAGCACCAAGGGGAAGAAUAUUUUCCGUUUCACUGAUGUUCGAGACUUUGACUCCCUAGUGGCUAGACUAAAGUCCAAAUGUACCGUGACGAGUCCCCAGCAUGUUGCUUACACUGUGACUGGCUACAACGACAGUGCAGCAGACGUCCAGGACCAACACCCUAUGUUAGAUUCAAAGGGCUCUAGUAAAACUGUAAGCACAGAGGCACUGAUGACUGUUUUCCAUCCUCAAGAUGCUGAAAAGCUGGAUCCAAUAAUGUUGAAAGAAAAAAUGAAGGAGCAGUACUGGGAUAUCCUCUUCUCAGAAUGUGGCCGUGGAGUUUCUAUGUUUCGUACAAGAAGAACUCGGAACUUAGUAGUCAAAGGCAUCCCUGAGACAUUAAGGGGAGAGCUCUGGCUCCUUUUCUCAGGUGCCGUUAAUGACAUGGGGGCUAACCCAGGCUACUAUACUGAAAUAGUGGAAAAGUCUCUAGGUACGUGCACAUUGGCUACUGAUGAGAUUGAACGAGAUUUGCGCAGAUCAUUGCCAGAGCAUCCAGCCUUUCAGAGUGACACCGGCAUCUCUGCAUUGAGGAGAGUGUUAACUGCAUAUGCAUACAGAAAUCCCAAAAUUGGAUAUUGUCAGGCAAUGAAUAUCCUUACUUCAGUUCUGCUCCUUUAUGCCAAAGAAGAGGAGGCUUUUUGGCUGCUUGUGGCUGUGUGUGAAAGGAUGCUGCCAGAUUACUUCAACCGGAGAAUUAUAGGUGCCUUGGUAGAUCAAGCGGUAUUUGAAGAACUCAUCAAAGAUUAUUUGCCACAAUUGACUGAUCACAUGACAGACAUGACAUUUUUUUCCUCGGUAUCCCUAUCGUGGUUUCUCACCCUCUUCAUCAGCGUCUUGCCUUUUGAAAGUGCUGUCAAUGUGGUAGACUGCUUUUUCUAUGAUGGGAUCAAAGCCAUCCUCCAGCUGGGAUUAACUGUACUGCACUUUAAUAUUGACAAGCUGCUGGGCUGCAAAGAUGAUGCUGAAGCUGUCACUAUCCUCAACCGUUUUUUUGACAAUGUCACAAAUAAAGACAGCCCACUUCCUUCAAGUGUACAACAAGCCUCUGCUGCAGCAGAUAGGAAGAGGAAAAGCACUAAUGUGGAAAUCACAGAACUGAUCAGGGAGUCAAAUGAGAGAUUUGGAGCCAUUCGGUAUGAAGAUGUGGAAAGCAUGCGGACUAGGAAUCGUCUGUAUGUUAUCCAGACUUUAGAAAUGACAACAAAGCAAAAUGUGGUUCGAGUUGUUUCACAGGAAGUAAAAUUUAGCCCUGUUGAUCUAGAGGAACUGUAUUAUAUAUUUAAGAGGGAACACUUUUUAUCUUGUUACUGGAGUGUGAAUAACAGCAGCAUAUUGAGUCAUCAUGAUCCAAGCCUGCCGUAUCUAGAACAAUAUCACAUAGACUGCCAGCAGUUCCGGACCCUGUACCACCUUCUCAGCCCCUGGGCAUACUCUCCUAGCGUAGACUCACUAGCAUUGUGGACCUUCCGUCUGUUGGAUGAAAAUUCUGAUGGUCUCAUCAAUUUUAAAGAGUUUGCACUGGCAUUUGAUAUCAUGUUCAACGGCAGCUUUACCGACCGGCUCAAGCUACUUUUUAAGAUGCAUAUACCACCAGCUUUUACUGUGGUAUCUAUGAGCCCAUCAGAGGACGCCAAACUUUCCAAAGAGGAAUUGAUGCAUUUCAGUCAACUUCAUGUGACAUCUCCCAUAGAACUUUCCAGUCCUGAAGACAAAACUAAGAGUCCUGAAAAAGGUAGAGGGAAGAUUGAUAUUCAGGCAUAUCUGAAACAGUGGCAAGAUGAACUGGUGCAUAAGGAAGAAAGUAUUAAAGACCUACCACGGAUGAACCAGACCCAGUUCAUCCAGUUUUCAAAGACACUUUACAACUUAUUUCAUGGGGAUCCUGAAGAAGAAUUACUGUAUCGUGCCAUUGCGGCUGUCACCAGUCUCCUCCUCCGUAUGGAAGAAGUGGGUAGGAAACUACAGAAUACUGCUUCUCAGACCCAGACUCUACCACCAGAGGGAGGCACUGAGCUUACUGACAACACUCAGGGGAGCAGUGCGCCACAAGACACAGAACACACGGUUUCUCACCCAUCCAAAGAAGACACUGAAUGGUCCUUUGCAUUUGAGCAGAUUCUUGCCUCUCUACUCAAUGAACCUUCACUUGUCAGGUUUUUUGAAAAACCUACUGAUUUCAAAGCCAAGCUAGACGCUGCGCGGACAUCUCAAAUGCAUGCGAGUAAGAGGGUAUAAGGAACAUCAUCUUCUAAUCUCCCCUUCACAGACCACUACAUAAAAUGUCCACUUUACCUUUUAAAGUUUUUUUUUUUUUUUUCUUGUAAUGGGACACAGUUACACUUUUUAUAUGUUUUAGGGCUACAAUGCAUUUUUUUUUUGUCAAAAAGGAGAAAACCCCACACAUCAGCUGCACUGUAUACAUGCACAUUUCAGUUGUGAGCACAACUGCUGACUUAUUGUAUGUGUAAAAUAAAUGGUCUUCGAUCAUGUACUUACAUUGGUAGUAUUACUUUUAAAUAUUUUACAUGUUAAGCCAGGUGAUUUGUGUUCGUUUUACAAAUCUGUUUUUAAGCCUUGCAAUUUAUUCACUUAUGCCAUUUAUUGAGAGUUCACAGUGAAUAUUAAUAGGCCUAAAACUAAGCUGAGACUUCCUGUCCUGUAUAGAUCACUUUCCAGCUGUGUCCCCUUUAGCAGACAAGAUUACAUUGAAAUAAAUAGAUAACACAAUAAAUGAUGCUCACAGCUCAGUCUCCCCUCCCAGUGGAAUGACAUCUUCUCAAAUAGCUGGAAACUUUUCCCAUUCAUAUCAACAUUUCUUGUUCAUGUUCAAAUUAACAAAAUUUUGGAGAAAGCUUUUGCACAUAGAAUUAUAAAAAAUAAAAAUGAAUAUUACCGCAGUGAGACGUAAAGCAUGCAUCAAGCACUGCCAGUCCUUAUUGCCCAUUCUCUUCAAUUUAGCUCUUAGUUAAAAAAAAAAAAAUUAUAUA